CUGGCACGGAAUGUGGUGAUCCGGCCCGGGGAGGAGGAUGACUUCAUGCAGCCGGAGCGCGGCGGCGGGAGCAGCUGCUGCAGCCGGCAGGUGGGGUUGGGGCCGGUGGAGCUGACCACGCACUCGGCCGGGCGCGGCGGCACUGCGGCCCCGGGGCAGCGGGCGCUGGGACUCGCGCUGACUGCAUCCAGAGAAGGUUAUUGAGUUUCUGGAAGGCCUGGUUUUCCAGAGGAGCAGUUUCUGGUAGAAGUCUGAAGGUGUGAUCCACAAAAAAAAAAAAAAAAAAAAAAUCAAGUAUAGCCAAUGAAUUAAGGACAAGAAGGUUUCCAAUCAGUCCCUGCUAUGUGGAUAUUUGUUAGCAAUGACUGAUGUGGAAACUACAUAUGCAGAUUUCAUUGCUUCAGGAAGAACAGGUAGAAGAAAUGCAAUACAUGAUAUCCUGGUUUCCUCUGCAAGUGGCAACAGCAAUGAAUUAGCCUUGAAAUUAGCAGGUCUUGAUAUCAACAAGACAGAAGGUGAAGAAGAUGCACAACGAAAUUCCACAGAACAAAGUGGGGAAGCCCAGGGGGAAGCAGCAAAAUCUGAAAGCUAACAUCCCACUUUGAUAACUUCAGCAACACCUGACAAUGUCUCAAAUCUCCAGGCCUGGCUGGAAUGCAUUUGUUUCCGAGAGUGAAAGAGGGGGGAAAAAAGUAGCUGUGCUGCAUUAUAGGAAUCUGCUCAUUAUCAUGUCAAAAAUGGGGGCAGAGGCUGUGGCUGCAGACAGACUUUUCUCUACCUCUGUCAUUAGCAAUGGUUGAAAUCAUGUGGCUUGUGUUUGGAUGUCAUUUUGUAUGGAUCCUUUCACUUGACCAUAUGAUAAAAUGCUUGUAGAGAGUAGCACUGACCUAGAUGAUGAUUCUUCCUGCAGCAUCUGGCCCCUCAAAAUGUCAGAGGAUUUAAUUGUGUCUAAUUGCAAAGGGUUGGUUGAACCCCAGAGUUUAAAUAUCUCUGGUCUAAGUAUUCACCCAGUAAAAGAACCAUCCAGAAAGCACUGUUUUUAGCAUUAUGUAUCUGUGUGUUCCUGCUGUGUUAUUUACACUGUUUUGUAUUGUACAGUAUACGCGCUCAGCACUGCCCCCUUCUUUGAUUGCUCAUGAGAAACAAAAAUAAUGUAUGUUACUGUGAAUUUUUAUACCACUCAUUUUUAAAAGGGCUGCCUUUUUCCUUCUCCACAGUGUGGUGGUGUACACAGGACAGAUCAUACUUUUUUUUAACUUAAUCUUUCCCCUUGAUCCACUGUUGAUGAAUUAAAUCUAACCAAUUCAUCAAGACUUUUUUGCUUUAUUAUAGAGGCAUUUGAAAAUAUCCGCUAAUGUGAAUUUUACUUGAAUUCAGUCUGUUUGAUGUCUGUAUAGACCAGAAUCCAAUAUGCAUAUUUUGUUUUAUUUUCAAUUGGAGAACUUUUCCCAACUAAUAUAUUUUUAAAAACUUUUAAUUAUGAGAAUUUUAGAGAAUCAGGAUGGUGGGAAAGAUAAGAUAAUAUUAAGAACAGGAAACUUUUUGUUCUAAUGGAAUCAAAUUACUCAAUGCUGUAUGCUACUAUUUAAAUUGAGAGGACAACUUAUCAGCAUGGAGCUGUAACAGAUGGAAAAAAUUAUCUUGCAAUCAUGUGGACACCAAUCACAAAAGUAAAGCCCUUGCAUUGUGUUUUUCAUGUCUUUUUUCAGCCCUAUCAGAUACAAAUGUUAUUAUGCACUUUUUAAUGUUUGUAAACUUUUACUAAUAAUUAGUGUGAAUUGCAUUCUGAUACAAUAAUAAUUAUCAUUAGAAGCUAACAAAAUCCUCAUUAAUACUGUUGAUAGCCUCUGCUGUGUUUUGACAUCAUGGUUCUUAUAUGGGAAGUUUCUGUGAGCUGUGUAAUCCCAUUGGUCAGUAUUAUAAAAUCAUUUAUCAGUAGUAAUAAAUAAGGAACCGAUAAUAUGCCCAUGGCUCAUGGAUUACUGGACAAAUAACAGAUAACAGGAAGACCCUUUACAAUAAAGAGCCCACUUAAAUUAUCCUUGAGGUCUUAGAUACAGUCCCAUUUGUGGUAGGUUAAACAGCAUUUCCACAGAUAAUCUCCAUAGAUGUACCAGGAACUAAGCCCUCCUCCAUAGCUGCCUAUAGGAUGAAAGGUCAGUCUGCCCUCAUCUCUCCUUACAGUACUUCCCAAAUGAGUAGGAUAAGGGCAUGGGUAUCAUUUGGUCCUCAUCAUGUAUUACUAGAAAAAAUGUUAUAGGGUGAGUCUCUUAGAAAAUAGAAGAGUAAAUAUUAGAGUACUUCAUUCUAACCAGUUGGGGUCCAAAAUGCCCAGUUAAAAUUCAAAUAAUUCCACCUAUUAAUAGACUCACAAGUGGGAAGAAAGGUUCCUGAGACAUUUUUAGACAAUCUCUGGUAGUUCAUUUAAAAUAUCCAACCCAUAAAAUCACUUUUUCAAUAUCCUCAUUUACUAUCUUCAUAGCUUUCUUGUGAAUCUAGGUAAAGUUCUCUCCAUCCUUAAAGUUGUGGAAUUCCAAAUUGAUUACAUGUGAUUUUGUAAAGUUUAGGACUAGUGCUGAGUGUAUGUGGAGACUUUAUAUUCCUAUGUGAUAUACUAUUAUUAAUGCAUGUGGUGUCAUGCUUGUCUUUGAAUAUAUAAUAGUGAUAAGUUGCAAAGUCAUAUGGAGCUUUUGAAUUAUUUUGACCUCUUACUGCUACUUUGUCUGCUAUAUUAAAACCCAGAGAGAGUCCCAAGCUAGAAGAUAAAAAUCUAAUUUCCAAAAUAUCCAUAUCCUACAAAUGUUGCUCAGCAAAAGUUCACAGUGUCUUCCAAAUUGUAUUGUAAUCUCUUACUUGCAAAUCAAUAAUAUACAUGGAAUUGAAUUUUUAAGGAGAAAAUGAAAAGGUAGAAAACCAAGACAUUAGGUUUGAGAAUAUGUAUUGAAUGCCCUCUAACCAACUAACAUUAUGCUAAUCACUUUCCAGCACAUUUUCUCCAAUUUAAUUGUUUCUCAGAGAGUUUAAUUAAAGAGGUAGUGUUAUCCCAUUUCACAGAUUAAGAAAUUAAGGCUCAAUAAGUUAUAACUUUCCCAUGUUUAAAAAGCUAAUAAGUGAUGAAAUUAAGAUUUGAACCUAUCUUUGUCGGUUUCCAAGGAGCUUUCUACUGCACAGGCCAUAAAAUUAAAGCCAAUUAUAGAGCAUCUUUAUUUGUAAGGGAACAUUUAGAGAUGAACUGGUUCAUCCUCCAUAUAUUAUAGAGGGAAGCAGAGUCUCAGAAGGGGGAAUUGUCUUUCUCAAGGUUACUUAGAUGCGUAAAAACACAGAUGUGACCAGAUCAUAGAAAGUGUAUUUCAAAAGAAAAGAACGAAAGAACUUCAAUUAGAGUUUAUUUUUGUGUGUGUGUUAUACUUCAGAAUACCUUUCUGGCAUAUAGUCUAUAAAUUUAGCAUGGUUCAGAUUUUUUUUUUUUUUAUGUUCCAUGCUACUUGUUUUGUUUAAUUAACUAAAAGUACGAAAAUUUCAGUUUUACUCAUUUGUAGUAAGCAUGAACUUGUCAAAUUUACCUUUAUCAAUUGUAAACAUCCUAUGCCAACAUACUGUUCUCAUAAUUCAUAGAAAUGUUUUUCCAAUAUAUAACAAGCAGUCUUCAGGUUUUAGGUGAUGUCCCAAGAACUGCUCACUGUAAAUGCCCUAAACUUGCAGUAAAAGUGCACCAUUUAAUAAGAUGAAUGAUAUUGCUCUUUCUCUUCAGAGAAGCAAUAAUGGGUAAACAAAUGUCACUGCCAGGUAGCUUAGCUUCUGAGUAAAGCUUGUCAUAGUAGGAAGACAAUGUGUAGUUAUCAGGUAAAAACAGGAAGCCAUCUAUAAUUUAUGAUGUCUUAAUAGGCCCCAAAUUGUUCUUUAAUCAAAGAGUGGCAGUCUCUGAAGUCAUUUGUGAGCUUGUAUGACUUUUGUAUUUAGUAAUGUUGCAUGCUCACAUAAUUGAUAUUAAAAGUAAUACAUUUUUUCUGAAAUGUGCACAGUCUAUUAAGAGUAUUUAUUGAACAUACACUAUGUAUUUGGUGCUUGAGAAAGUGCUUCGAGUGAGAAGGAGAAAUUCAAGCCUCAGCCAUCCUGUGGUGGACAUACAGGACAUUCUGGCCUCACAUUUUCUGGCCCUUUACUCCAAAAAUUUUUACCUCCAUUCCACUCUGGUAGCCCACUUCCUGGACUUCAUCAUCUACCAGAGUCAAAUCUUAAAUUGUAAGCACCACUGUCUUCCUGUGGUUCUUACUUGCUCGUCUGCAGGGCAUUGAUUUUCAAUCAGAAGAAAGACCAGUGUUUAUCAGAAUCCCCUGAAAAUUUUACAACACUCCUUCCUCCACCUAUAUACAUUCUGUUUCUCUCACGCGCGCAUGCGUGCUCCAACACACACACGCACACUCUUCCACCUUGAAAACACUCCCUAUGUAACUCUGGCAUCUUUUUCCUAACCCACCCUCACCCUCACAACCUGAGAACCACUGAUUAAGAAAAAAUUCAGUUUCCAGAUGCACCAGCUCUGUUUAUGCCACUAAAAAGGUUUAAAAUGAGUCAGUAACAAAAAUGGAGUGCUCACAGACACCCCUGCUUUUACCCUAUUAAGAAUAACAUCUUGGGGUAGAAAAAGCAGAGGGUUUAACUUCUUUUAUUUUGCUGUUGCUCUCUCUUCAAUCACAUAAAGGGAGGGAAAGACCAAGCAGAAUCCAAGGUGGGACCCAGGAGAAAGUAAGCAUCAAAUAACAUCCUGAGUUCAGACAAGGUCUUAAGCAGACAGGGUAAAAGACGGUGCAGAUCUUUAGGUUCAUGUUAUUUAGGUCACAAGGAUAAAAUACUACACAGGGAUUUGGCACAAAAUGCUAGCCACGCAAAACAAGUUCUUAUUGUCUUUGGUGUUUCUUCUCUUUGUAUACUUGUUGCCUCUAUCUAGGCCAGAAUGUGGGGAUUUGGGAUCCUGGCCAUCUCUCACUAUAAAGUCAAAAUUAAUAAAACGUUCUGACUAUA
Molecule: messenger RNA, 5022 nt
Organism: Mustela erminea (ermine)
Lineage: Eukaryota; Metazoa; Chordata; Mammalia; Carnivora; Mustelidae
Gene: PKIA
Product: cAMP-dependent protein kinase inhibitor alpha
Exons: 4
Coding region: 362-592 (76 amino acids)
Biological process (GO): negative regulation of cAMP-dependent protein kinase activity
Cellular component (GO): nucleus; cytoplasm
Molecular function (GO): cAMP-dependent protein kinase inhibitor activity
Source: RefSeq, a predicted model, not a curated record